AUGGAUCAGAGAAACAAGACCAGAGUCACCGAGUUUAUUCUUCUAGGGUUUCAGAAUGAAAAAGAAGCAGAAAUUCUUCUUUCUUCCACAUUCCUGCUCACGUACAUGACGUCUCUGAUUGGCAACUCCAUGAUCAUCCUUUUGGUGUGUGGUGACUAUCGUCUGCAUUCACCUAUGUAUUUCUUUGUAGCCAAUCUUUCUUUCCUUGAGAUUGCCAUCACCUCCACAGUGGUGCCUAAGACGCUUGCCAACAUAUUUCCCCUCACCAAAGCAAUAUCUUUUGUGGGAUGUCUCACACAGUCUAUCUUCUACUUCCUUCUGAGAUCCACAGAAUUCUUCAUCCUGGCUGUCAUGUCCUUUGAUCGAUAUGUUGCCAUCUGCAACCCACUGAGGUAUGCCAUCAUCAUGAACAAACAGACAUGUAUAUUGUUACUUCUGGGAUCCUAUGUGGGAGCAUUUUUGUCAAUGUUGGCUCCAUCUAUCUUAACUGCACCCAUAAUCUUUUGUGGGCCAAAUAAAAUCCAACAUUUCUUCUGUAACAGAGCCCCCCUGCUAGCACUGGCUUGUACAGAUAUCUCUCUGGCUGAGAUGGCUGACUUUAUUGCCUCUGCUGUUUUGCUCUUGGGCUCCUUGUUCCUGACAGGAAUGUCUUACACCUACAUUGUUAUUACUAUCCUUAGAAUCCCCUCUGUUCAGGGACGGCAGAAAGCAUUCUCUACUUGUGUUUCACACAUCACCGUGGUUACACUUCAUUAUGGAAGCUCCAUCUUCCUCUAUGUUCGCCCAAAAAAGGGCAGCAACAAAUUUGCCACAGUGCUGAAUACCAUUUUAACACCAAUGUUGAACCCUUUCAUCUAUAGCCUUCGAAAUGAGAAAGUCAAAGAAUCCCUGAGAGAUGCCUUCAGUAAAUAUGUAAGUAUGCUAAUAAAUUUAAGACCUCAAAAGUGA
Ceratotherium simum simum (southern white rhinoceros) is the source of this 948-nucleotide messenger RNA. Its product is annotated as olfactory receptor 6M1-like. Gene Ontology annotation, cellular component: membrane. Gene Ontology annotation, molecular function: olfactory receptor activity; G protein-coupled receptor activity. The record is from RefSeq and is a predicted model, not a curated record. Gene Ontology annotation, biological process: G protein-coupled receptor signaling pathway. Lineage: Eukaryota; Metazoa; Chordata; Mammalia; Perissodactyla; Rhinocerotidae.